GCUUUGACCUUCGACAAUCAAUUGGAUCAACUGAUUGGCCCUUUCAUCUCGACGAUCUGGUGGUACAGAGGCAACUCAAGGCCCAGGAGCCGACCCAUGGCGCCUUGUGGACCAGAUUGUCUUCUUCUUUUCUGUUCUCAUUGUCUUUUCCCUUCUGUUUUCGUUAAGGUUAUUUAAAGUGUCUUUUGGUGAUCGUUUGCUUUCAUCUUUCCCUUUCAUCUUUUGCUCUGCUCUUUUGGAAAAUGUUGAAGCAACAGCUUGUUGACUUGUGGACAUCGCAAUUGAAUCAAUUUGCUUUGUUGGAGGGCAAUGAGAAUGUACUCGAAUCCAUUUCGGUGAUUAACAAAUGCCUUGAAAAUGUUGAUUGUGACAAGAAAAGGUUUUGUGUCAGUUUCAAUGGUGGUAAAGACUGUACGGUUUUACUUCAUUUGGUUUAUUUACUUAUGAUGGACAAAGUCAAACAAAGAGCAGCUUUUAAUCAGACUGAUGAUGUCAAAUUGAUGACCUUGUUGAUUUUGAUGCCUGAUACAUUUCCUGAGCUUGAGGAGUUUAUUAAAAGCUCUGUUGAAAGAUAUAAUCUUGGUUUGGUAACAUUGGAUGGACCCGAUUUCAAGGAAGCUUUGAAAAACUUCAAAGCGGAAUCUUCUGUAAGCCACAUCUUCAUGGGAACAAGAAAAACUGAUCUAGUCAAUUCGAUUUCAUUUUUUGAACCCACCGAUUCCGAUUGGCCUGAAUUCAUUAGAGUUAAUCCUCUACUCAAUUGGUCUUAUCAUCAAAUUUGGAGCUUCCUCCGUUCACUUGAAGUACCUUAUUGUUCACUUUAUGACAAAGGGUACACAUCUUUAGGCACUUCUAAAAACACCAUUUUAAAUCCUAAACUCAAAGACCCUUCAGGAACCGGUUAUUUUCCAGCUUAUAUGUUGAAUGAUGGAAAAGAUGAAAGGCAAGGUCGAUAUAAAUAUUAGAAUGGAAUCAAAAUAGGAAUCUAAAUAUCAAUGAGCUCAUGUCAAUUUGUUGAGCUGAUUAACUAAAUAACUAGUAUACGUUUUCAUGAAUUCGCUGCCUCAAUUUACACUAUUUUCUGCUAAGACAUUGAAUUUCAUUGAAUUCAUUUUGUAUUAACUUUUUAAUAGACUCAAGUUAAUGAAUCCAAAUACAAAAGUCUAAUUUAAUACUUAUCAUUAUGAAUACAAUUAAUAUUAAAAAAUAAUAGUUUAAUUAUUAUCAUUGA
Panonychus citri (citrus red mite) is the source of this 1231-nucleotide messenger RNA. RefSeq names its product FAD synthase-like. Gene Ontology annotation, biological process: FAD biosynthetic process. The record is from RefSeq and is a predicted model, not a curated record. NCBI's taxonomy places the organism in Eukaryota, Metazoa, Arthropoda, Arachnida, Trombidiformes, Tetranychidae. The transcript is spliced from 3 exons. The coding region runs from base 243 to 965 and encodes 240 amino acids. Gene Ontology annotation, molecular function: FMN adenylyltransferase activity.